AGUUUCGACGUUUUUUAUUCAGGGAAGGAUAGUCUGCCACGCCAACUCGUGGUCUUUAUGUUUUAUUUAAAGUGUUAACAGUUUUAUGAUGCAAAUAGCGUUGUUAACUUUAUCAUUGUUUAUUGUUACGGAAUGUAAAAUAAAUAAAGCUGCUAAGUCAAAAGACGAAUUAGAACAUUGGAAACCUGAUGUCGAUUUUAUAGAAUUAUUGCAAUCAACAAAAAGAUUUGGAAACCACACCAAAAAAUAUAAAAAAAAUAUACGUCAGAACAAAACGCCUGAAGUCACGAGCAAAUGGCCGAAAAUUCUGCGAAAGCUUACAACAAAAUCAGUGUCAAGAAUGACUAAAUUGCAUAGGAUGCAAGGAGUAGAAGAAACAACGGUUAUCGAUCUACAUGACCUGGACUUCUCCAAUUACAGUCAAUAUCUAAGUGCAUACAGUAUAAAACAGCAGCUAGAAGACAUAGUUGAAGGGAUUCCAGAUGCAAAUGUAACGGUUUCAGUUGUUGGUCGUACCAAGGAAUACCUAGAUCUGGUUCUGCUUAAAAUAACGAAGGACAAAAGCAGAUAUUUUAGGGCUGAUAACGAGAAGUAUGCUGAUGACAAGCCCGAAAAGAAAAUCAUAUUUAUAGUCCAUGGUUUAAGCGUUAUGGGUAUAAAUAGAAUUCCGUGCAUGACAUGGGCACCAUCAUUUCUUACGCUCGUAUCCUAUUAUGUUAAAUAUCUGGAUAAGUUUGACAUAUUUUUGAUACCCAUGGCCAAUCCAGAUGGUUAUGCUUUAGGAAGUUCCUACAAUACUUGGAACAAGAACGCCUCACCACAAAGUGAGUGUGCAGGAGUUGCUUUGGACCGCAAUUUCGAUAUCGCUUGGAAUCCAAAUCAUUCUAUUAGUUCCUGUAGCCAAGAGUAUCCAGGCGCGAUGCCUUUUACAGAAGCAGAAUCCCGGGUCAUACGUGACGUAUUUUAUAAAUACAGUCACAAAAUUGUCGCUUAUUUAAACGUACACGCUGGUACUUACGGCAUUGAUACAUUUAAGGGCGAUGCAGUCCUAUAUCCAAAAGGAUACACUGACUCAAUAACAGAUGAAGAUAAGUUCAUAGAUUUAAAAGGAGAGAUCGACGAGGCAAUUAGAAACGCCAGUUUUCAAGUAUACUCCGUUGCUGUGGAGACUCUAUUUAAUUGGUACGGGAGGAUUACUGGAUCUAGUGUGGAUUAUGCUUCUACGGUGUAUGGAAUACCGUUUGCUCUUGAACUGGUAAUGCAACUGUACGACAACCAAGAUGUAUCAGCAGGUACUGAGAACUACUCGGAUAGUGCUCUUACAGAGGUAUGGAGUAGAGUUAUUGACGUGAUAUUCCGAUAUAUAUUGAAGAGUAUUGACAAAACCAACGAGGUCUGCUGUAUCAGCAGUUUAUAUCGAGGGUUGGAUACUAAAGUUGAGCUCACCCUCGUGUCCUCAUUCCAUAAUAAUCAUCGAAUGAAGCCAAUGUCUUUAUUUAAGGAGACAGGAAUUAUAAUUUUAAUACCAUUACGUUUAUUGAGCAUUUGGCAAGUGGGCUGUAAGAGAGAAGAUAAAUAUGAUGAUUUUGCUCUAAUAAAACUAUAUCCAACAAAGACUCAACAAAUUGAGGCGCUAAGAAGACUCGAAGAUCCUGAACACAAGCUAGAGUUCCUGAAGAAAAGUAGAAGUUUUAACGACAGCACGGAUGUAUUGGUACCGCCUAACGAGAUACCAUAUGUACAAGACUUUAUCAAGACUGAAUACUUAGAUUACGAUGUUAAACCUAAUUAUGGAAGGUUUAUUGAUAGCGCUGAGAGAACGCCAAAGAGGAGAAUUCUGCGAGGGUUUAGCUUAUUCGAAUAUCACUCAUUCCAAGCGAUUCAAGAAUACAUAGACAAUGUUGCGAAACGACACCCUGACUUGGUGACGCUGCAAAACUUAGGUACCAGCUAUCAGGGGCGGCGAAUGAAACUCGUCAAGAUAUCCUCAGACCCCAAUGCCAAUAAUCCCAUUAUAUUUGUUGAUGCUGGCAUCCACGCCCGCGAGUGGGUGGCGCCGGCAAUGGCUCUGUACCUGAUCCACAGAUUGGCCAACGACCCCGAUGCGAGGCAGGAGCUCGAUGGCGUGGACUGGUACAUUUUACCCGUCGUCAAUCCUGAUGGAUAUGAGUACACACGCACUAGUCGAUCAAACCGAUUGUGGAGAAAGACGAGAUCGAAGAAUAAUCUUUUAGGCUGCUUCGGUGUUGACGGAAACAGAAAUUACGGUUUCAAAUGGGCGGUCAGUGGCGUAUCCUCAAACCCCUGUGACACAGAGACAUAUGCUGGCCCUAAGCCCUUCUCAGAAGUAGAGACAGUGAUGGUGCGGAAUAUUAUGAUGGAAAACAGUAAAAGGUUGAAGCUGUAUGUCUCCUUGCAUUCUUAUGGACAGUAUUUGGUGUAUCCUUGGGGUUACACAGGUGAUUAUUUGCCAAAAGAAUGGAAGAAGUUGGAUAGUCUAGCAAGAGAGGUUUCAGAUGCUGUACAAAGAGCAGGGGGGAAGCCUUUCAAAGUUCUGAGUGCUGGAAAAUGGUACCCAGCGGCUGGUGGUAGUGAUGAUUUUGCCUUUGGAGUUGUUGGAGUUCCAUACUCUUAUACCAUGGAACUUACGGAUGGUUACGAAUUUAUAUAUCCCGAAAGGUUAUUGCGUGUUGUUUUACCACAGUUCUAUGAAGGUUUCAAAGCGUUCGCAGGGCAAAUCAGAAAAGAGUUUUCACCAAAAUUCACGGAGCAGAGAUAUAGGAUGAAUGAAUGUGAAAACUGCUAAUUUUUUAUGAUUCAUAAUUUUAAAAUAAAAUAAAGAUUAACAAAUACAUAAAUUGUUAUUUUAAUACAA
Messenger RNA from Pararge aegeria (speckled wood butterfly), 2875 nucleotides. RefSeq lists its product as uncharacterized. The record is from RefSeq and is a predicted model, not a curated record. The coding region runs from base 86 to 2806 and encodes 906 amino acids. Gene Ontology annotation, biological process: proteolysis. NCBI's taxonomy places the organism in Eukaryota, Metazoa, Arthropoda, Insecta, Lepidoptera, Nymphalidae. The transcript is spliced from 18 exons. Gene Ontology annotation, molecular function: metallocarboxypeptidase activity; zinc ion binding.